AAUGAGCGUGAAACAAGAUGGCGUCGUGUGAGGCAUAAUUCGGUGUAAAUGAGUUUGUCGACGGAGAAGUCUGCCUCGGUGGAGGCUUCGCUGUUGUCACACGGUUGUUGUGGUAAUAAAUAGUUUGUAGUGUUGGGUACGUGUGUUGUAGGCGUCGCUGAGCGCCGCGGCUCUUGUUUUUCUGCCUCCUGCGACCCUCCGGUAGCAUCCGGAGAGGCGAGCUGAUGACAGACAGGAUGGACACAGGAGAGUAUAUGGAGACCAUGGAUCCGACUUUAGCGGAAUUAGGGGACGAAUUUACCCUGGGAGACAUCGACGAGAUGCUGCAGUUUGUCAGUAACCAGGUAGGGGACUUCCCUGACUUGUUUGAGGACCAGAUUACCUCAGCAGGCUCGAUACAGAAUGGCGGUACCAGCAAUACACCACGUCUGGCCAUUCAAGCUCCCCAAGCUCCCCAAGCUCCCCAAGCUCCCCAAACUCCCCAGACAUCAAACUCUGUCCCCUACCAGAUCACCAACAUUGGCCUCACCAGCUCCCAGACAUUGUCUCCUCAGUCUUUACCCCUCACGCCUCCCCUCACUCCUGCCCAGGCCACCUCCCCCAUCACCAUCUCUUCAGGGCAGCAACACGUGACCCGCAGCCCUCCGCUCCUUCAGCCACGGCCUCAGUUGGUCCAACCAAUCCAGCCCCAACCCCAACAGACUGCCCAGACUACCAUCCAGAUGCACGCCCAGGGAAUCCCUAUGCAGACCCAGAGCUUCCCAGUCCACACCCUAGUUCAGACCCACAGCCACACUCCCCUGCCCAUCCAGACCCAGGCACAAACUGUGAUGAUUGCCUCCAAUGGUGGGCAUUCACGUUUCAUCCAGAGCCCUGUCAUCUGCCACCAGAGCCCUACUCCUGGUUUCCAAGUCAUCCAACCGCAGAUGCAGAGCAUCAUGACAUCACCACAGCUCCAACCAGUGACCAUUCAGCAUCAGCGUGUUCUGACUCCAACAUGUCAAACUAUCCAGACCCUUUCUACAGCACCAACCACAGUCCACACUGUGCAACAGCAGAUGCAGCAAGUACCUGUUCUGGUCCAGCAGCCUCAGAUUCUGAAGACGGAUUCACUGGUUCUCACAACACUCAAACCAGAUGGCACACAGGUGCUGUCCACCAUGCAGAACCCCACUGGAAUCACCACAUUGACCACACCCAUCCAGAACACGGCUCUGCAAGUCCCGACGCUGAUGAGCAGCAACAUCCUGACCACCGUUCCAGUUAUGAUGGGAGGACCAGACAAGCUGCCAAUCAAGCAACUGCAGCCAGGCUCAGUCCACUGCACAAGUGCAGCCAGAGCAAAUGUGGAGCAGUGCCAGAUGACAGCAGGAGUAAUAGGUCCAGGGGGAGUGGUGAAGGAGGGUGAGAGGAGGACAACCCACAAUAUCAUUGAGAAGAGGUAUCGCUCUUCAAUCAACGACAAAAUCGUGGAGCUCCGGGACUUAGUCAUGGGCAACGAUGCAAAGAUGCAUAAAUCAGGAGUGCUGAGGAAGGCCAUUGACUACAUCAAAUACUUACAACAGGUCAACCACAAAUUACGACAGGAAAACCUGACUCUUAAAAUGGGAAACCAGAAGAACAAGCCUGUGAUACUGUCUGAAGAGAUGGAGGUCAAACAGGAAAUAGUGAUGAUGUCACCUCCAGCCUCAGACUCUGGUUCUGGUUCCCCUCACCAGUUCUCACCCUACUCUGUUGACUCAGAGCCAGGCAGCCCCAUAGUGGAUCAUGAUUCGUGUAAGAGUGAACCAGAUUCUCCCUCCGCCGUUGGAGUGAUGGAUCGCUCUCGACUGCUUCUCUGUGCCCUGACCUUUUUCUGCCUGUCCCUAAACCCACUGCCCUCGCUUCUGGGAUCUGAAGCACCUGGGGCUCAUAGCCUAUCUGCAGGCCAUGGACCAACAAGAACACUUGUCUGGUUCCCAAGUCACACCGAAGACUUUGCAUCCUGGCUGCGUUGCCUGUUGCCUUGGGUGAUGGUGUGGGUGCUGAGUGGAGUGGGAGCUGUGUGGGGCUGUGUCAGAGUGCUCUACCUGUGGGAACCUGUCACACCCCUUCACUCCCCGAAGUCUGUGUCCUUCUGGAGGCAUCGCAAACAAGCCGACCUGCAUCUCAACAGGGGAGAUUACAAAGCAGCAAUGUCAAGUUUAGAGACCUGCUUGUCUGUAUUGACCAGAGCACUUCCCUCAACCAAUCUGGAUCUAGUUUGCUCACUGUCCUGGAAUGUGAUUCGCUACUGCUUGCAUCGGCCGACUCCUUUGGGGUGGCUGGUUCACCAGGUGAGAGGGAAGCAUGAAGGAGAGGAGGCUAGGACAAGCGCAAGGGACGCAGCACUGGUUUACCACCGUCUGAGCCAACUGCAGCUCACAGGGAAGCUUCCUCAGCGUAGGAGCCUGUGGGCUUUGUCUCUCUCCCUCAGUGCUGUCAACCUCAGCGAGAGCGCCCAAGGCAAGAUGGCGCCUGCACAGCUCGCUCAGAUCUAUGUCACGGCAGCGACGGCCCUGCGCACUGUGCUUGGCCACCAUCUCUCUUUUUUGCCUGGUUACCUGUUGAGCUGUGCAGAGUGUGUGGUCAGUCAGUCAGAAUCCAAGCCGAUCCCUGACUACCUGCGCUGGCUCUUUACUCCACUGGGCAGACAGUUUUUCUUGAGCUGUGAUUGGUCGGUGAAGUCCGAGUGCAGCGAUGAUGUCUACACUUCUCAGAGAGACCCAGCGGACCCCAUUGCACAGCUGCACCGCUGUUUCUGCAGGAAGCUAUUGGAAAGAGCUGUUCACACACUCAUCCAGCCACAGAGUGACUCUGAAGCAGGCAAACGAAAGAAUGACUCUGGGGAGUUUUCAAGUGCCAUGGAGUUCCUUCAGUUGUUGAACAGCUGUACAGAAGACUCUCCCUCCCAUUCUCCUCCUUUCUCGACUCCUCCCAAUCACACCACUACCCCAGUGGGAGACCCAGUGAGUCGUUGGUGGGCUUUGGUCCUAAAGGCUGUUGUUCAGUGGCUACAGGGUGAUGACGUCGCAGUGAGGUCACUGUUGGCAGAGGCAGAGCGAAUGCCGAGGGCUCUACACACUCUUGACCACUCUCUUCCUAAGGCUGUGCUGCUGUUUUGCAAAGCAGUUCAGAUGAGUCUGACGCCUCUGAAGGGGGAAGGGGCAAUCACCUGUCUGUCCCACUGCGACAGAGCCAGCAGCUACCUGCGCACCAGCAUCUCAGUACCAGUCACCCAGACAGGGAACUGGCUGAACAAGGGGGUGGAGCUCCUGGUCUGUGACCUCCUGCUGACUUUGAGGACCAGUUUAUGGCAACGUGGUGGCAGCAGUAAUGGAGAGCCUGGCCCGGCCCAUGGAUCUCAGUUGGCUGGUUUCCAGAGGGACCUGAGCGCGUUACGAAGGCUGACACAGUGCUAUAGACAGGCGCAACACAAGGUGUUCCUUCAUGAGACCACAGUGAGGCUGAUGGCUGGUGCCAGUCCCACAAGAACACAUCAGCUGCUGGAGCACAAUCUGCGACGAAGGACACACAACUCCUACGCAGCUGAAGGUGAGUGUGUCCUGGGUGAGAGGGAGAGAGCUCAUGCCAUCCUGCUGGCCUGUCGUCACCUGCCCAUGCCACUGUUAACCCCACCCGGGCACCGUGCGCGCCUCUUGGCCGAGGCUAAGCGCACUCUGGAGCGGGUGGGAGACCGCCGGACCCUGCAAGACUGUCAGCAGAUUUUGUUGCGCCUCAGUGGGGGCACAACCAUUGCUGCCUCCUGAACACAUACACACACACACACAUGCAGAGUGCAAGGCUCAAACAACUCAGAUUAGGGCUCCUUAAAAUGAACAAAUGAUCCCUUGUGACUUACUUGUGUCAUGCAUACAUAGAUUCAUCAAUAUUUAAUGAGCAUUCUGAGCAUAUGUCAUUAAUAAGGUCUCUUAAAAGCUUAUCUUGUACACAGACAACUGAUUUCUACAUUUACAUCUAACUUUCAGCUUUCUAUCCACACUGCAGCUUAUAGUUUGAAGGCACGUUUGAUCAAGGAUAGUUACACUGUUGCAGCACAAUCACGCCACCUUCUGGUUGUCAUAGUAUGCUGGCUAACUGCCUCAUUUUAAACUAUGUUUAAAAAAAAAAACAAGGGAAAUCAGGUUAAAUAAUCCCCAAAGGGAAAGGGAACCAUUAUGCCAUAGCUCUUUAAAUUAAUGCAUUGUAUUGAUUAGCUGGAGAAUGCUAAGCUAUACACUCAUUAUUGGCACACUAUAACUGUGUAAUGUCUCAAUAAACAUGCAAGCUUCAAUUAAGGGCUAUAAAGACAGCCCUUCGAGAGUAGACAGCCCAGAUCUGUUGAGCAUGACUGUGCUGCAGAAUGCUGUCAGAGAGGAGUGUGCUUGUAACAGCACAGUGCAGAGUAGUGUCUCCUUAUCUACCUCAUAUACUGUGUAAUGCCAACAUUGUACUGUGGAGCAAAAUAGGACGCUUGGGCACCAUGUCACUUAUCCUGGCUUUGAAUAGAGUGAACAUUUGAAGUGAAGCGUCAGUCCAGUGCAGUGUCAUCCUCAUAAAACUGCUGAAACUUGAGGAUGCAGCAGCAAGUACAGCACUAUAGGAAUUCGACUUGCUGUUGUUGCAAGAACGACAGACAUCUACUGCUGACAUGUUCCCUACUAUUGUUGAGCACAGGACCAAUGAUCACGCCACCCACCAAUCACGCGCAGAUGAGACAACGUAGCUACCAACACACACAUAGUUCACACAAAUUCAUAUCCACGACUGGUCAAAAGUUUUAGAACAUCUCAACUUUUCCUGCUGCACCCCCCCGACAUCAUUCAUUGUCUUUGUGUUUCUGAGACUAAAGCAUAAACAAAGUGAUGUUUUAAAAACAAGGAAUGGUUGGUGGAAUUUAACUGUUAAAAUCAUUUACUUGAGCAGCUAAACACACUCAAGGCAUCACAUAUUCUUCAAAACGUUUGUAUACCUUCACUUUGUGUCCAGUUUCAUCCCAGUCCAGCUCCACGGAGUUUAAGUCUUGAGACUCAUUAUCUUGCUUCAGGACUAACUGCUGACUGACCAGUCUGUCUUAUUCCCCUGUUACUCGCCCUUUUCUUGCCUGCAGUACAGUUUGUAGGUUUCUUUAAAACACUGCUUUCAUACAGAAGCUUUGUUUAUCAUCAACAGAACGUAGUACACCAAUGUCAGGGUUUCAUCUAUUUCCAUGACUGAAAAAUUAAAACUGAUCCCUGACAGUUUUCUUUUUUAUGAAAAUUAUUACUAUUAUUAUUAUUAUUAUUAUUACCUUUGUAUCUGAUUUGCGUAAAUUCCAACAAAAGCAGGAAAAAUUAUGGUUUUCUAAAACGUUAGACCAUUAUUAGUACACACAAUGGAUGAUUUGUAUUUACUCAGUGUGAUUGUAAAUAGGUUGUACAUAGGCAAAUAUACAAAGGUAGAUAUUUUUUUCCCUCCUGUACUGCUUGAGAGGAAAUGCGUCAAAGAAAGCGUUACAACACAAAUUUGCAGAGAUGAUGAAAAACAGCGACUGUUGUCAGUUUGAGUUGGAUUACAAACAAUUUUCCCAGCAGGUAAUUGACCUCACUGCUGUUGAUCAGUGAACUCAAGAUUUUGGGCAGUGAAACAGCUGGUGGGUUAGAAUUUAAGUGAAAAAGGUCUAAAUAUGUAAGUUGUGUCCACUGGUAAUGUAAAGCUCUCAAGCAUAAAUGGCCUUGAUGUUAUGUAAAAGGAAAAAAGUAUCAUCAUAUUUGGAUUGAUGAAGAGGUUUUAGCUGUGUAGCUUGUGAAAUCUUGCAUUUCUUUGCUUUUUAUUCUGUCUUUCCCAUUUAUUUACUGUUCUUUGAUUAUAUUAUUUAAUGUCAAUGCAACAUUAAUAUAAAUGCUUUUUUGUUUGGGAAGGGAGCUAUUUCAUCAUCUUUGUCAUUGUUUUAUGUCUGUAAAAGCGGCCCAGGGUCAGAAACUGCCAGAAGGAAAAUCUCUAGUACAAAGUCAUGUAUUUUAAUUUGGAGAACAGUUGAAAUUGGUGUGAUAUUUUUUAGCCCACUUUUUGAUACAUUCUGCAAUUUAUUAUUGUUUCAUUUUAUUGCAAGCAAAACAAAAACAACACUUUUGCUAUCAUUCUUCCAGGUCAACUCAAGCUGUUUAUAAAUAUUAUAAGUAAUCCUGGGAAUAGUUAACAUAAGUUUAGUUUUUCUGACUGGUGAAAGUGUGCAAAGAAGAGCAUUGCUUACUUAUGUUUCUGCUUCUUCCCAUGAUGUAUUUUAUUGU
This is a messenger RNA of Solea senegalensis (Senegalese sole), 6287 nucleotides long. RefSeq names its product sterol regulatory element binding transcription factor 2 (gene srebf2). Gene Ontology annotation, cellular component: nucleus. The coding region runs from base 225 to 3788 and encodes 1187 amino acids. Gene Ontology annotation, molecular function: RNA polymerase II cis-regulatory region sequence-specific DNA binding; protein dimerization activity; DNA-binding transcription factor activity, RNA polymerase II-specific. The record is from RefSeq and is a predicted model, not a curated record. The transcript has 20 exons. Lineage: Eukaryota; Metazoa; Chordata; Actinopteri; Pleuronectiformes; Soleidae. Gene Ontology annotation, biological process: positive regulation of transcription by RNA polymerase II; positive regulation of cholesterol storage.